Rhagoletis pomonella (apple maggot) is the source of this 1004-nucleotide messenger RNA. It is a transcript of the gene Sod2, whose product is annotated as superoxide dismutase [Mn], mitochondrial. Gene Ontology annotation, cellular component: mitochondrion. Gene Ontology annotation, molecular function: metal ion binding; superoxide dismutase activity. Bases 129 to 779 code for a protein of 216 amino acids. Lineage: Eukaryota; Metazoa; Arthropoda; Insecta; Diptera; Tephritidae. The transcript has 4 exons. Gene Ontology annotation, biological process: superoxide metabolic process. The record is from RefSeq and is a predicted model, not a curated record.
UUUUUCUCGUCUCCUCUUUGUCUCUUCAUUCGUUAUAUGCCGUCGUUAUAUUCCGGCGACAUUCGACAUUCGGCAAUCACUUCAUAGAGUUUUCAUUGUGUGCAUUCAACAUCAGCAGAUAAUUCAAUAUGUUUUCAUUAGCACGUACAGCUUCGAAUGUCGCAAAAACGGCCGUGCGCUGUAAACAUGAUUUGCCUAAAUUGCCAUACGAUUAUGCCGCUUUGGAACCGAUUAUCUGCCGUGAAAUUAUGGAAUUGCACCAUCAGAAGCAUCAUCAAACAUAUGUGAACAAUUUGAACGCUGCUGAAGAGCAAUUAGCUGAAGCACAGCAGAAGAAAGAUGUAACCAAAAUUAUUUCACUUGCACCAGCACUGCGUUUCAAUGGUGGCGGUCACAUAAAUCAUUCGAUUUUCUGGCAUAAUUUGUCACCUGAAAAAUCACAACCUUCCAAUGAUCUUAAAAGCGCUAUCGAAGCACAAUUCGGCAGCUUGGAUGCACUGAAGAAAGAAUUGACAACAUUGACUGUAGCAGUUCAAGGCUCUGGCUGGGGUUGGUUGGGCUACAAUAAGAAAACCAACCAGUUGCAGUUGGCUGCUUUGCCCAAUCAGGAUCCAUUGGAAGGCAGCACUGGUCUAAUUCCACUCUUUGGCAUUGACGUUUGGGAGCAUGCUUACUACUUGCAAUACAAGAAUGUGCGACCAUCCUAUGUGGAAGCCAUCUGGGAUAUUGCCAACUGGAAGGAUAUCUCCAAUCGUUUCGCUGCCGCUUCUAAGAAGUAAAUGUGUUGUUUUGUAUUUUAUCGCAGCCUGUGUCUCUUAUAAGCUUUAAGUGAUUUAGAGAAGACAACUUAUAAAGUGUCCACUAUGUUUGAUGUGCGAAACCUCGUAAUUAACCUAACGUACUCACUGUCAUUAGAUUUUAUUUCCAUUACCACACCGUAGAAUGGAAUAAAAAAUUGAAAAAUGAUUUAUGAAUAGUAAUAAAUACACGCUUAUGCAAGGAUA